This is a messenger RNA of Aspergillus vadensis CBS 113365, 658 nucleotides long. RefSeq lists its product as uncharacterized. The transcript is spliced from 3 exons. NCBI's taxonomy places the organism in Eukaryota, Fungi, Ascomycota, Eurotiomycetes, Eurotiales, Aspergillaceae. Bases 23 to 391 code for a protein of 122 amino acids. The record is from RefSeq and is a predicted model, not a curated record.
CAGCUUACAACCCCUGCUUUGAAUGGACCACAAAGGUGACAAAGAAGUGCAUGAUCGGCCGCUUUCCGAGCGCGACAAGCGUAUCCUCACCACCUACGGAAGGUUGCCUUGUGGAGGCAGUCUUGGCCAGCAGGCAAAGAAACGGACUUACUUCGAUUCUGGGGACUAUGCCCUCUCCGCAGCUCACCGAGUGACCGACAACGGCGAUAUCCAAACCGGCACGGCUCACCCGGUCCGUGAGAGCAUUUCGCACCCCUUCGCACCGGUACCAAGCACUGGCAAUGCUUCUAAGGAGGCUAAUAAUGGUAUUUGUGAGGACAAGAGUGCAAUCACUCAAGUUCCAAGGAGUCCUCUUUCCAGGAACCCGAGCUUCAGUGAUCAGGAUCUAUAGGCCCCGAGGGCAGAAAAGCCCGAAUGUGUAGGAUACCGCGUGAUGGUUGUUGGAAACUACCCCAUGAUGAAGGACCGGGUUGAUGAGCUUUAUUGCAUACUAUAUUGGGGAACACACUGGUUCCUCUUGACGCGUUUUGAUAUCUGGUCAAUUUCUCCCCAGAAUAUUUGGUAUGUUGCAUUGAUAGAGGUUGCCUUUGGUUGGUUUAUAUCCUUUUUCCAGAUUGAACUGUCCUUAGAUAUGUACGUAUCUCGAAUUAAUUCAGCG